CCAGUUGGGUUGCGCUGUUUGGGGGAAAUUGGGAGGAAUUUUCGCAUGGUUUUCCUGCGUGUCUGUGUGCUCUGUUUUUCCUCCUCCACCGGGUGUUUAAUCUCGGAUGCAGUAUCGCAGAGGAUACUGAUGUGAUGGAAUUUUCGAAGUGAGAUUCAAAUAUGAAACCGGGGUUCGUUAGUGAAAUGAGGGAUCGGGUGGGUGUGGAUGUGCUGUGAGUGAGAGGAGGACGAGGAGGAGCAGUAAUAGCAGCAGCAGCAGCAGCAGCAGGUGGUGGUGUUGGUGUUGGUGAUGAGGUGGUGAGCCUUCCAGAUGAUGUCGCAUGGCCCACUGCCCCCGCAAGUAAAGGGUCCCCCCCGAAUUGAAGAGCUCUCGUGCCUACCGCACUGCCUUGCGCCUUCACCUUCGCCUUCGCACUCGUGGUCCUUCCUAGUCAAGUGCAUAGUGGCUUACUGUUUUGUUUUUUGUUUUUCUUGUCUCAUCUCCUUCUGUGAUUCCUAUGCGCCGCUGACUCCACUCUCUUGCUGUACCUCCUACCCGCUUCAUCUUUCUCCGUUGCGAUCUGCGCAAGGCACAGCAAGCCUAGCAAGGUAGCGACAGAGAGAGAGAGAGAGAGAGAGAGAGAGAGGAAAGGAGAGGCACGGGCAAUGACCCAUAUUACCACUGCCCUUGCGUGCGCUCCAUCCUUUUUCAGCAAUCUUUACAUGUACCUCUUCGUGCUGUGAUGGCCACAGCUCACAUCGGAUUCUCUUGUGCACCAUGUUGCGGAUUCAUUCAGCCCGUGCUUUAGAUCCUACGUCUAAGGAACUCUCAUUCUCUCCACCCACUCCUGCAUCUUUUUCCCCCUUUCCCCAGGACACAUGGUUGGGCAGUGGUUGGAGCCUCUCGCGGCAGCAUUAGGGUUGGGCUCAUUUACUUCCUCUGCUGUGUACAAUUAAUAUUUGAGUUUUGCUGAGGUGGUCGGGAAAGGCUAGGGAAAGAGGGGCACUGCUCUAGUGUUCCCCUUGGUUUGUCUGAUUGAGUCGUGCCUGUUGUUAGCCCCCUCAUGCGUUUGCACAUUUCGCAAGCUGGGCAACGGUGGCGUGAGGUGGAGUGAAGUAGGGCGCUGCUUAUGGAUGUAUUGAGCUGGAGGACAGCCACAAGAGAACGUUUUGCAUGGACACCUUGUUAGGAGGGCAUGACCUGUGUUUGCAUUAUUCUUCUUCAUUGAAAGAGAAGGUGACCAUGAAAAGUCAUCGGGAUCGCUCAUAUGCCCGUUGGCGGACUUAUGCUCACAGUUGCAUGAGUGAUAUUUACAGAGUAAGGGUGUUGAUAUUAUUAUGCCUAGUAUUUGGUUCUACACUUUUUAUUAGUCGAGCGUCGUCAAUCAUGGGCUGGAGUCAUGAUCGCCAGACUCCACGAGUAUUCCCCAGGUCUGGUUACACGGUGGUAAUAAACACUUGGAAGAGAAAUGACCUCUUAAAGCGUUCAGUAUCCCACUACUCUUCCUGCCAAGGUGUAGAUGCGAUCCGAGUUGUUUGGAGUGAACCUACUCCUCCUUCCGAUAGCCUACGCAGCUCUCUGGAAGGUUUAGUAGAACUUGCGACUCGAAAGAAACACCGGCAUGUUAGUUUGCAGCUGGAUAUUCAUGUUGAUGAUGACUUGAAUAACAGAUUCAAGCCCCUUGAUGGUUUAAGUACAGAUGCCAUAUUGUCAAUUGAUGAUGACGUGCUGGUUCCAUGUGGUACUGUGGAGUCUGCUUUUAGUGCGUGGACGAGUGCCCCGAACAGCAUGGUUGGGUUUGUUCCUCGCAUGCACUGGAUUAAGGCUAUGAAUCUUCCCCUUGGGAAUUAUGAAUACAGUUAUGGAGGAUGGUGGUCAGUGUGGUGGAUGGGUACUUAUAGCAUGGUGUUAUCAAAAGCUGCUUUUAUUCAUGAGAAGUAUUUCGACAUGUACACAAAUCAGAUGCCUGCAUCAGUUCGGCAGUACGUGAAAGAGAAAAGGAACUGCGAGGAUAUUGCUAUGUCUUUCUUGGUUGCAAAUGAAACUGGCGCUCCUCCCUUAUGGGUAAAAGCCAGGAUUUACGAGAUUGGAUCUACAGGGAUUAGCAGCCUUCAAGGCCACAGUGAACAUAGGACUGACUGCCUGAACCAUUUUGUUUCACUUUUCGGGUGCAUGCCCCUUAUCGCCACCCAUGUGAAGGUUGCCGAUGCACGACAUUUAUGGUUCUGGUGACUUGCUGUACUACCUGUAUCUUCUAAUUUGAGUUCAUUAUAACUCUUUCAGACACGGUCCAUUUUCAUAGGAUUGUAUUCUUUCAUGUAAAUACGGAUUUUAGGUUUUGCUACUUUCUUUGUUUCAUUGUUUUGUUAAUUGAUAUGUUGUACUGCUCACCUGCAACCAUUCUAGACGCAAUGUACUAUCCGUGGGUGGUAGUUUGGAAACCAGUUAUGUUGACUAUCAUACUGUAGAACAUCCGGAGCUUCCGCUUCAUAAUCUCAGGCAUGUUGGAUCUUGUGAGGAUGUUCCCGGAGUUUA
This is a messenger RNA of Physcomitrium patens, 2517 nucleotides long. Its product is annotated as glycosylinositol phosphorylceramide mannosyl transferase 1. Gene Ontology annotation, molecular function: glycosyltransferase activity. Lineage: Eukaryota; Viridiplantae; Streptophyta; Bryopsida; Funariales; Funariaceae. Gene Ontology annotation, cellular component: membrane. The record is from RefSeq and is a predicted model, not a curated record.